UUACGCGCGUUAACGAUCGUGUCAUUCUCUGUUAUGUGUUAUUCUGCGCUCACAUUUGUCGUUCUUUCUUUUUGACUGACUUUUGCAAAGGAAAUCAAAAUUAAAACCAUUUUCAUUAUAUCUUGUUGCAUGUUACAGUGAAUAAUAAAGCAAGCAGAAAAAAAGUAAAAACGUGCGAGUUGUGGAGUUAAACGAUGUGCAAUGACAUCAGUCGUCUUCCAGAGAUCGAACAUUAUGUGCCUUUAAUUGAAAAGUGAUGAGUGAUUUUUCCGUCAAUUUAACACAUUUUACAUUUUUAUAAACUGAAAGAAGAACGAAAAAGAGAAAAAACAUUGAACCAAAACCAAUAAAAAAUUGCCCAAAAUAUCAAAAGAAAAAAAGUCGUGAAGGAGAAGAGAAUCAAGAGGAGCGUAAAUACGGAGGAGCAUCAAUUGUUGCCGGGGCGAGCGGCCAUUUACUGACGAAAUAUCACCAUCUUCUUGCUGAUCGAUUCAGUGCGAUAAGAGUGUUGCGGUUGCAACGAGAUUACUCUCACCAUGGAGGCACCGUCAAUGGUACAUCGAUCAGGCGAUAAAUUAAUAAUACGAAGUGUUGUAAGCGGUGAUCAAAUAUUUUUGGGUCAAAACAGUGAUAAAAAUGCACUUGAAAAACUCAAUCUCGCCGACUAUCAUGAUCCAACCAACGAUAGUAUCGAAGAAAUAAUAGACAAUAAUAAUUUACAAUCGCCAUCAUCGCACGAUAAAAAAGACGACGACAGUAAUUUGCCGCAGUGUAAAAUAAAGCGAAACUAUUCGUGUAACAAUUGUAGUUUUUUCACACAAAAUCCGCGUCAUUUUUUGGCACAUUUGCGCGACAUUCACGGCGAAAAAAUCAUUAUAAAUGAGUGUAAGCAUUGUUUGUACGCCUCGCGUCACUAUCAAAAACUGGUGCGUCACAUGAAAAUGGUGCAUGGCUCCACCGAUGGCCUAGAAGAGCAAGCACAAUCACGUAAACGAGCAUCGCAAUUGGCACGCGAAGAGAAAAAACGUAAAUUACAAUUAUUGUCGAGUGCCGGCAGUUCGACAAAUGUCAAUCUAAAUGAUUCAAUUUCCGUAUUGCAAGCAGCAGCUGCUGCGGCCGUUGUCGCCUCCUCGCCGAGCCACAUAGCCAAUAAAUCGUUGAACGCAUCGAUAUCAUCAACAAAUUCGGCGGCAACAACGUCUCAAUCAAACAUUGAUGCAUCAAAUCAAAUGAAUUCAGAAGUGUUAAAUCAAAAGUUUUUAAAAUGCACCCUAUGCGAUUAUACAACACUGUAUCGAACACAAAUGGUCGAACACGAACGCGAAGAACAUAAUAAAACGAAAUUCUUUCGAUGUCAAAAGUGCAGUUACGUUACACAUAUUAAAGCCCGUUUCAGUAAACACGUGAAGUAUCAUUCAAUGCCAAUGAUUAAGUGUGUUAUGUGCGAUUUUCGUACACCGUACAAGUGGAAUUUGGAUCGGCAUAUGAAGAAUCAUGGUGGAGCCGGUCCAUUCAAAUGUUCGGGAUGUAAUUUUACGGCAGACAUUAAACAGAGCCUAACUGUGCACGAAAUGAAUCACCAUGUUCCUCCAAUUGGACAUGCAACCGGCAUGAGCAUGGCACGCCGUCGAAAUAAAGUUGGCGGCACCGAUUUAAUGGACGCCGACUAUGGUAUGAUGAGCAUUUGCGAUAAUAGUGAUGGCGGCGAAGGCAUGGACAAUAACAAUAGCGAUGAUAACUUUGACAAUAGUUCGGAUGUGUCAAAACGUACAAAAUAUGAAAAUGAUUUAAUUGAAGAGUAUCAAUCAAGUGCGGCCGAUUUAUCAAACAAAUCCACGACACCGGUGCCAACACCAACGAAAAAAGCCGUACGACCAUUACCAAAUUUAAUCCCAAUUCAACCGACCACAUCGGCUGAUGCAAUGAAUUUAAGCGUACGCUCCAAGAAAAACGAUUGGGAUUUUUCGACACAUGGCAGCAAGAUUUGGGGUUCAAUUGAAAAUCUAUUCGGCACCGAAAUUGCAAAGUCGAAAAAACAAGAAAGUGUCUUAAAAGAUUUGGCUUCAUUAUUUGUUAGCGAAGAAGUGUUUGAUGGUUCGGAAACGUCACAACUGUCGCCCGUUUCAACAGCAUCGUCGGUCAAGCGCAAGAAUACCAAUUUCUUUAAUGAAUUGAAAGAGAAAUUCGCCACCGGCAGUCGAGAUUUAAUGUGCGAAUGUGGCCAUUCAUCGAAAUGCUUAUCGGAAGCGAUUAUUCACAAGAAAAGUUGUGGCAAAAAUUCAGGAAAACAAAGUAUUUCGCCGGUUAAUUUAAUGGUCAGCAAUAUGGGUUCAACCCGUUGCCAAUAUUGUCGACAUCGUUGUAAGUCGAGCGCCGAUCUCUAUAUUCACUUGCAAAGUUGUGCGGAGGCAAGAACCAGCGCCGAAUCAUGUGAUUCGGCAUCCGAAGUCGAGAGCAACAAUGAAAAACAAUCGCUUGACAUCAGCGGCGAAUUGACCGACGAAGGAAUGAUUGAUUUAACCAGUGAACCGCAUCCAAUGGAGAACAAAGUGUUUGUUUGGAAUAAAUUGCCACAACCGUCAACAAUGAAUGCCGUUCAAUCUCAACCCGAUCCAAAACCAAUGAAUGACAUUCAAAGCGAAAACGUUGCGCAAUUAGACGACGGCGAUAAUAAUGAUGAUGAAAAAGCCGAUGAAAGUACAUAUUAUGGAAUCGAAACCGCACCCGGUUACGGAGAAGUGACAAAGAAAAUGCAUCCAAACGAUGAAGCAAUGCAUUCGUCAUUGAAAAAAGUGUUCAAGUGUCCGCAUUGCUCAUUCUGGGCAUCAACUGCAUCAAGGUUUCACGUUCACAUCGUUGGUCAUUUGAAUAAAAAACCAUUCGAAUGUUCGUUGUGCUCGUACCGAUCGAAUUGGCGCUGGGAUAUUACCAAGCAUAUUCGUCUAAAGACCAUCCGUGAUGUCAGCCAUAAAAGUGCCAAAGUUCUUAUGAAUGACGAAACUGGACGAAGAAAUUACACAAAAUACAAUAAAUACAUAACAUUGAUGAAGGUGACCGAUGAAGAUGGCGACCCAAAACACAUGAAAUCGGGCGAAAUGACACCAAGCCAAGAAGCGGCAAUGCAUAAACGAAAACACCACGAUGUCGAACAAUCGGAUGAAGAUAAAAUAGCACUUGCACAAAAUGCCUUACUCUAUAGCAUAUCAAACAAUCAAUUUAAUUCGAGCACCGACCAUGAUGAGGACAAACAAAAUGACAACGAUGCCAACACAAAAAAGGUCUCAUUCAAAUGCAAAAAAUGCAAUUUUAGACACAGCAAUCGUGAUGUGGUGUUGCAACAUGUCAAAGGCCAUUAUAAAGAAGCAAAUAUUCCGAUUGACGAUCAAACAAACAACGCAGCAACAGUGGCAGCAGUUGCAGCAGCGGCCGGUCUCAAUGCCAGUGAAUUCAACAAUAAUGUCUAUUCUGUAAAUGGAAUUUUAUCAGCCUUAUCGCCAAGCGCUAGUAAAUUGCUAAUUCAACAUCCACAAUUAUCAUCGGCCGAUCAAACGCAAAUUCGUAUUCAGGCAUUAAAUCAGUUGAGCGGUAAUUCAUCCCAUCUAUUUUUGGCUGAACUUAAACAGCAGCAACAACAACAACAAGCCAUUCCAUCAAUUAAUACACAAAACGUAAACGUAAAUGCAAAUCAAUCAUCAAUCGCAUUACAAACACCGGCAAAUGCAAGCCAAAAUCAAUCAAAUCCUUCUAGUACCGCAACUAACGAGAACGGUGAGAUGGAUGAGGCAAGUUCUGGGUUAAAUUCGGUAAAUGGUUGGCGAGGCACCACAGCUAUAAGUAGUCCUUAUCGCUGUGGUAUUUGUCAUCAAGUUUCAAACUGGAAGCAUGUAAUUCAGCGUCAUUGUCGUUUGAAGCACGAUGGAGACAUUCAAAUCGAGAUAAAAAUCAAAGGAAGUAACGACGCAUAUCAACCGUUGGCAUUACAUAAUGCAAAUAACGCAGCAUCAUCAUCAUCAUCAUCAGCACCACCAACAACAUCGUCAUCAUCGAGCAAUGCACCAACAUCUGGAGCGGAUAAUAUUGCCAGUACAUCAUCAUCGAGUGGAAUUGAAAAAGAAAGUUUAUCCUAUCUCACCAAGCAAUAUCCGAUAAAAUUGCCGGUCAUCAAUAGUGAUUCAAAUAAAAGCGUUACCGAUUCAAAUGCCAAGGACAGUGUUGGUCUAACCGAACCAACGAUGGACGCCGAUCAACGUAAUUUAUUGAUAAAUUUAUUGAAAAGCAAUCCAAUUUUAUGCAAUGAAAAUGCGGCAUUCAAAAAACUAGCAUUGGCACUCAUAAAACCGACCGAGUUUCGUUGUCAAUUAUGCAGUUUUGAUGCGCCAAACGAAACAAUUCUCACGCAACACAUUCAAAUGCACUUGACCAGCGAAAGUAAUUUGAUUAGUUUGAUUGCGGCCAACGCCGCUGGCGACAAAACGGUGGCACUCGAUUUAGAUGACGCAAUUAUUACAAACAAAGUACCAAAUAAAGCCUUUAAUCGCUCUAGCGAAUCCAGCACCGAUGCAAACGAUCAAAUGCAAUCGCCAAACAAACAAAAGAUUUCCGAACGUCAAGUCUUAUCAAAUGGCAAACAAAAUGAUAAAACAACACCGGACAAAUCGAAAAACGAUGAAAAAUGUCCGCAUUGUCCGUUUAUCACAAAUAAAUCAGAUGUGCUGAAGGAGCAUAUGAUGUGCCACAUUUGUGUAUCGGGUCGCGUUAAUUUGGCAAAUUGUAAUUUUUGCGAUUUUUCCAUCGCCGAUGAAACAUUACUGCCCGCACAUAGUUGCAUCCAUUUUGGACUGAUCAAAAGCAAACAAAAACCAGUGGCCUUUUACACGAGCUAUGAUAAUUUAGAAAUAACCACAAUCGAUCAGCAAAACAACAACAAUAGUAGUUCAAAUGGUGAUAAUAACAAUGAUACCACUCACCAAAAUCCAUAUGCAAAUGUGAAAACGCUGUAUCCAAAAAUAAACUUCGAUUUACAAUAUUCCAGUGAUAAAGAAAACAAAAUUCUAGUUGAUACCGACACUGGUCAUGUAAUCAAAUAGGUGGUUUGUCGCAUUGAUAAACACACACCGACAACCAUAUAUACACACAAAUGCCGGAACUGAAAAAAUGUUCGCGGUUUUGAGGUUAAGCGUUUAGCAUUAUUAGUUAGAUAUUAAGUAACCGCUCUUGUCCCGUUGUCCGAUUGGUUUCUCUGAACUUCUAGUUUUAUAGGUAUAGUAUGUGCGUUUUGCGUGGCCACAGCCUGGACCACAAGCCAUGAGAAACAAGAGCGGCAAAUUUAUAUAUAUAUAUAAAGAUCUAUAUAUUAAUGUAAUAUUUCAAUCUCUCUUUAUAACUAAUGUGUUUUUUUUCUCUGGUAUUGAUGGACCAACACUUUACAUUUAUACAGCAAAUUUUUUCUAGAAUUUUAGUGCCGAUAAUAAAACCAAUAUAUGUAUAAUAAUAUAAACAUACCAAAAAAGAAACCGCGCGAUCAAAAUACAUAUAUAUAUACAAAUAGAAACGCAUUUAUUGAAAUAGUCGGAACAUUGUUUACCAAUAAAAUUGAAUCUAUAAACUUUUACACAGACGCAAACACAUUAUAAAUGUAUAACAAAAUUAAGUACAUUGCAAAGAAAACGAUGUACUAUAGCGAAUUGAAUUUACAGAAAAUGUAACCGGUUGCCACAGCUACACACCACAUAGAAAGAUAGAUCAGACGCACAUCCAUGUUCACUUAUUACACACAGUCAGGUGUCGGCCAUAACGAAAUACAAACAACAACAACAAAAAAAAACCAAACAAAAAAAAUUCUUAAUUACCAUUUAAGCUUAAUUAUUAUUAUCAUACGAUUUACAUGUAUACAGCAGAGCUAAGAACACCACAUUUAUUAUAUUUUCUGUAUUCUUUUUUUCUCUAUCGUGUUAAAUAAUUCACUUUAAUGCGGAAGUUGUUCGAUCAAUUUCCAUCUUAUUAUUGAUUUAUUAACUAUUAUAUGUUUUUUUCGUUUUUAUUUGAUAAAAUUAUUAAUGAUUGAGUCGCAGAGCAAUUAAUACAUUUAGUUUAUUGAAGCUGACGGUGAUAUGUUUCACCAUUAGAUAUUAUCUCUCUCUAUAUAUGCUAUGUAGUUUGAUCCUUUAUUUAAGUAUAUUUUCAUUUAUUUUUUUUCUUUUGUUCAAUAUUAUUAUUCGCGAGUGAAAAAUGCAGUCGUUUGGAUUUAGUUUGUUGCUUAGCUAAGUGUGCACACAUUUUGUUCUUAUGAGAACCAAAAAAAAUUGUGGCUGAUUGUCAUUAUGAUUUAAAUAAAAUUGCAUUAAAUCCCCACAUUUAGGUUUAUUUAUAUGAAGAAAGAAAAAGUUCAAACAAUUUGUUACCUUUUAAUUUAACCAAAUUUGCGUAUGCACGCACCCCUCUCCCCCAUUCAAUGUUUAUUUUCGGUUUAAGUUUAUUUGUCGAAUUUCUAAUAUUUAUCUAUAAGAAAAUAAUAAAAUGUGCAGAAAAAUAGAAAAAACAACCAAAGGAUAUCAUGCCAAAAUGACACAACUAAAAUUACCACACAUUUUUUGUUUUACCGGUUAAAAAAAGAGCAAUAUCAAUUUGAUUUUUAUUUUUA
Molecule: messenger RNA, 6640 nt
Organism: Contarinia nasturtii (swede midge)
Lineage: Eukaryota; Metazoa; Arthropoda; Insecta; Diptera; Cecidomyiidae
Exons: 6
Coding region: 537-5087 (1516 amino acids)
Biological process (GO): regulation of gene expression
Cellular component (GO): nucleus
Source: RefSeq, a predicted model, not a curated record